ACCGUUCUCACACCACCUAAACCCUCGCUGAAGGCCGCGUCACCCUUUCCGCCCAAAUCGGAGCCUGUUGAGGACCAUCUUGGUCAGCAAGCAUUCUAGCACGUGCCUUCUUUGCUCUUCCCAUUGACCCCGCGCAACGCCUCGGCACCGACAAAGCCCUUUCCCGAAGAAAGGCCAAGACGCGUGUUCGACCUCGACCUGGCUUCCUAGCCAGACGAGGACAACGCGCUCCAAAGCGGAUCGCAGCCUUUUGUAAGGGGCUGCGAUUCGCUACCUCUGUGCAUGGCUCCAACAUUGCUGGACUGCUGGGCGUGCCGAGACCUACAGCGCUUUCGCGCUGUGCUCAAAGGCACACAAUUGCCCAGCGGAAAAGGCGACGGACCUUCUCCAUCGCCGCGCUCUCCUGCGCAUCGAUCCUUCAGCACCAGCGUAGGGACAGCAGCUGGAGUGCCAUGUCCACCCUCGGAGGUCAAUCGCAGAGACCAUCUGGGAAGGACAGUCCUUCAUUUCAUAGCUUCCUGCACCGAGCCAUGGGGCCAGGAUUGGCUGGUUGCAGUGCUUGCGCAUCCUGGACUGAACGUCAAUGCUGCCGAUGGUGAAAAUGGCUGGACGCCCCUGCAUCGCGCCCUGUAUCACGGAAACAUACUUACUGCACAGCUUUUACUCAGGCGUGGUGCCGGUUCGGGAGCUGCAGACGGCCGUUUGAAGGACUAUGAGGGCCUAACGCCCUUCGAUUUGUACAACUCCACAGUGACCGGCUCGGCUCCGUCCCCAGGGGAAGCGGGAGGAAAAGCUGUUGGUCCGGCCGCAAGAAUACCUCCUGGAGAGCUGUAUGCGUGGGGUGCCAAUCGCAACUACUCUCUUGGUCAUGGCGAUGGAUCGGACAGAGCAUUGCCUGAGCGAGUCAGGGUGCUGCGCCCGGAAGACGCAGAGCGCGCAGCGGUGGAGCCAGGUCAUUAUUUCAAUCGCAUCGGUAUCAAGGACAUCGUCAUGAAUAAGUACACAACUUACGUGCUGACAGACGAGACCAGCUCCAAUGUGCGGUGUGCGGGCGUAGGAGGAAACGGCAGAUUGGGACGCUCGUCCUCCACCCAGACCAAGCUAGAAACCCUCAAAGAUUUUCACGAGCGCGCAGUCGCCAUCUCGGUUGGUGACGAUCACACCUGCAUCGUCACUGAAACGGGACAUUUGUACACCUUCGGUCACAACAAAUUUCAACAGCUGGGCUUCGUCAUUGAGCAUGGACAAGGAACAGUCGGAUCCACUCAGGUCCCUCGCAGCGUGAGCGGAACUAGUGUCGCCACCUUUGGCGGGAUAACAUCCGGCCCACCAAUCCCUGCAUCGAGUCUUGAUGUGCAAAUAAGCCCCAGAAGAGUUGUCGGAACGCUCAAGAAGGAGGAGGUGCUGGGAGUAGCUGCGGGUAAGCUUCACACGGCUGCAUUCACAGCCGACGCUCUCUACACGUGGGGCACCAACACGGGCCAGCUGGGGUACGACCGCAACGCAUCGGCAGUGCAAGUCACCCCGAGGAAGGUGACAGCCAUCACAGCAGCCCAGAAAAUUCGGAAUCUUGCAGUCUCAAGCUUCGCUACCGCCUGUCUACUGCAUUCCGGAGACGUCCUCAUCUUGCACAAUGACAGCCACUUCGUGCUUCGCUUCCCGCAACCGGGCUUCAGCAGCGACAUGUCCGUCUUCAGACCUCGACAAGCCCGUCCCAAGCCUCUCAUCAAGAGGCUCGUCUCGGGACCCAACAACCAAUUUGCUGCGAUCUCUGACAUGGGCGACGUCUUCACAUUUAGCUUUGGUCAUCCUUCCGAGUACGGCAGCGGCUCCAUUACCUCUGGUAAUGUCGCCUCAGCCAAGCAGUUGGGCGUGAAGCCACAGCUCAUUUGGUCAGUCCGCAAGAACAAGAAGAUCGGAGCAGCCGAGGACGUGUCGCUUGGCCAAGGCUCAGACUUGAUCUUGACCACCGAGUCCGGCCACGUAUUUGUUCGAUCUCGUCCGUCGGAUGUGCAAGGUAGUGGCAGCGGCAGCGCAAAGGGCAAGGCUGGUUGGCGGCCCAUACCCUUCCUGCAGCGUGUCAUCAAAGUUGCAAUGAACGAGAGUGGAGGCUACGCUGCGAUCAAGGCAGAGGUGCAGUUGAGAGAGAUAAAGCCUCGGGGUCGAUCGCUUCCUGACGAUCUUCUCGACUUGCUUCUCCAUCUCAAGGCGCCCAGUCAGCAUGGCCAAGGCUACGAUGCGAUGCGCGACAUAACUGCGGAAGUCACGCAAUUCGGUCUGUUGAGCGGCGAAGACGAAGGAGGUGUUUCUGACGAGGAGUAUGAUUCCGACAGUGAUGUCACUGGCACUGCUACGGAGAAUGCGGUCAAGACAGCUAAGCUGAUUGGCGAGGCCGUGCGUCGUUGGAACAUCGACGGCGAGAGCAACCCUCGACUUGGAGCCUUCAGUCUUGCGACUCCGCCUUUCGGUGUCGAUCUAUUCGUGAUUGCCGGGAAACAGUACAUACCCGCACAUCGAGCGAUGGUCGCCUCUCGUGUUCCGCUCCUCUCCGCCGCCUUUGAGCGCCGAUGCAGCAACGAGCACACCAAUCUUCCACGUGCGGUGAGGGUCAGGACACCUAGCAUCGGUGUCGCAACGCUGGAGCUCCCUGACUGUUCGUUCCCGACGGCACUUUUCUUGCUGCAAUAUCUAUACUCGGACGAGCUCCCGGCUGUAUGGACCACGAGCAUUGGCAUGCAGAUAGACAAACACUACUCCGCCGCCGGCAUCGAUCGAGCACGCGUCCGAUCCGAGCUGCAAGGCUUGGCAGACCUGCUUCAGCUGCCGGCUUUGAAACCGGUCAUCGUCUCGCCAGUCCCGCGCCUGCCUACACCAACGCUUCGGCGCGACUGUGCAGCCUUAUUCCGCAACGGAGUGGACGUCGAACCAAGUCAGUCAGCAUUUCACGAUGUUGAGCUUCAAGUCAAGGACAGGGUCGUUCCCGCUCAUUCGGUGCUGUUAAGGCGGUCGCCGUUCUUUGCAGCGUUGUUUCAGCCGGACUGGACGUGUGCGCGAUGGCGCGACGGCAAGAUCGUGGUGGACAUGUCCCACAUGCGCUGGGACGUGUUCCGCAUACUGAUCGAGCACAUCUACACCGACCGAACCACGGAACUCUUCGCUGGCACGGAUCAGGACCUCAAGCUGGACAGCUGGAUCGAUUUUAUUACGGAGGUGCUUGGCGCAGCGAAUGAGAUGUUGCUCGACAGGCUAAAGCUGGUUUGCUGCGCUUUGCUCCGUCGUCUCGUCCUUCCAAACAACGUUGCCUCCCUUCUAAGCAGCGCUGAAUUUUAUCACGCGAUUCCACUCAAGGAUGCCUUGAUGGACUACAUGGCAAGGACGAUGGAGACCCUCUUGGAGCGCGCCAUGCUGGAGGAGUUGGAGCCACGGCUAGUGCGCGAUCUUACCGUGUUUGUUCGCCAACGCCAAGACGACCGCAUGCACCGAUCUCAGGCGAGCGACUACGUCACCGCCCUAGUAGUAAAGCAUCAGGAGUACUUUGACUCUUUGGACCUUCCUCCGCCUUCGCUUCACCUUCUCAGUCAGCGCAUUGGCAAGCGCGCACCCAGGUCACCAACGCAUCGACCCGUCUCGGUGCACGAGGACGUCACUCCUUCCCGCGCGUCGACCAAGCCGCGCGGCUCUCGUUCGCCUGCAGUCAGUCCAGAGCUGAAGCCGGUCGUCUCCUCUCUCACCCCUGCGUCUUCAUCGAACGCGAACGACAGCGGCUUCAUGUUCUCAAUGGAUGACGAUGAUGGCUCAAUGGCCCAAGACCUUCAACAGGCCAGUCCAAGCCUGGCUGCGGUUGCCACGCGCGCUCUGAAGACGACUCCUUCAGACUUUUCCCUCGGAUCUUCGCGUGGUUCUCCGAGCCUCGGAGCCUGGAAAGCGCCCACCGUCCAAGCAGAAAAGGGCAAAAUGGCAAGUCAAGCUGACGAAGAAGCAAGCACGUUCACGAAGCAGACAGGAAUCAACCUCAGGAACAUCAUGGCUGCCGAGCAAGCACGACGACCCUCAGGGACUGCAUCCAUUCUGAACAGCGCCUCCACCUCUGCACUACCAUCAGGAAGCUCGACGCCGGUGCGAACGUCGAGCAGCAGCAAUGUCGCGGGCAUCGAGAGCGGUGUGUCGGGCUUGACCAUAUCUGGGAAACUUUCGCAGCGCGAUCGACGCAAACAGUCCAUUCAACAACAGCAGCCUGCCGCGGCCUCUUCGCCCACGCCGGCUCCCGCUACGCCAAAUCGGCCCGCAGGCAAUCCAUGGGCUAAUAGCACAGCGAGCAUCUCUACGAGCAGCGACAGAUGGUCUAGUGGUACACCAGGCUCUGCUUCGCCGUGGCGGACGCCGGCCAGCGAUCAAGUCGUCACUCCGCUCUCUCUUGGUCCUUCAUCACAAGGCGAAGGAGGUCUUGGCGCCCCCGGACGGCCGCCCUUUGUGCCACGAGCAUCCUCGGGGCUGCAACAGUCCCUCUCGCAGACUUCUAGCUCCUCUCUCGGUCCCACAUUCACGCCCCAGAAGGGCGUUGCAAAGGCGGCACAGCGCCGUGGAGCUGGCGGAGAUAGUCCUUGGGGCGGCUCGCAUGCCAACGCAGGAGAUCUGUUUGCAACGUCACCGCCAGCUAGCAGUUCAUCGCUGGCGCUGGAUUCCAGGACUCCUCCAUCCACGUCGGGUCCGCAGUCCUUCGCUGCAAUCCAGGAAGAGGAGCGCUCAAGAGCAGAACAAGCCGUGGCUGCUACUGAGACCAUGAAGCGUACGACUUUCGCCGAAUUGAUCGAACAGGAUCGCCUUGACAACGAAAAGCGCAGCAAGGAAGACCGCGACAGGGAGGCCUUUGAAGCCUGGUUCGAAUCCGAGUCCCGAAAGGUGCAAUCUCAAAUGCCGAAUCCCAACGAAGGCGGUAAACGCUCCAACAAGCCCAGCGGUAAUCGAGGGCGGGGACGCGGCAAAGGCGGCAGCUCUAGGAAUGAUGCGCAAAAGCCCGCCAAGGCCGAAGGCGGCGCCUCGCACAAGGAAGCGGGCUCAAGUGCCGGGACGACCCACAAGCCCAAAGGUCGCCGAGGUGGAGCUAAAGCGCAGGGAGAGACCUUGAGAGCUGCUCAAGCCACCGAUCAAGCCACCGAUGCCCCUUCCGUGCCCGUUGCCGAAGCGAAUGACUGAAGUGCCAUAUUUCUUUUCGCUGUUGCUCCUGCAUGUCAUGUGCAGCUUCCCUCUUGCAUCGCUGCCAUUGAUGCAAAGACCAUUCCCAAGAUCUCGAUUGUGAAGGCCCAAGCCAGAGGCUACGAAUGCCCCGCCUUUACCUUUCUGUACCAUAUACAAGACUGUAAAUUUCUAGGAUUGCAAUAGACGUUCAAACC
Ceraceosorus guamensis is the source of this 5390-nucleotide messenger RNA. RefSeq lists its product as hypothetical. The record is from RefSeq and is a predicted model, not a curated record. Gene Ontology annotation, molecular function: protein binding. Lineage: Eukaryota; Fungi; Basidiomycota; Exobasidiomycetes; Ceraceosorales; Ceraceosoraceae. The transcript is spliced from 4 exons. The coding region runs from base 283 to 5193 and encodes 1636 amino acids.